This is a messenger RNA of Durusdinium trenchii, 2343 nucleotides long. Lineage: Eukaryota; Dinophyceae; Suessiales; Symbiodiniaceae. The record is from the annotation of a GenBank genome assembly.
AUGGAACCUGUAGUUGAGCGAAAAGAGCUCUCAGAUUCUUGUUGCUGGACAUUGCUUCAUGCUGAGGGUGACGUGGGGAUCCCGUUGCAAUCAAAGAUGCCUUUGCUGAUCCGAGGAAAAUAUAGCGAUUGUCUUGCUUUAGGUUCCCGCCUUCAGGGAGUCUCACCAGCGCGUGCUUCUGGCCGACGACUGAUGUGCAAGGGUCGGGAUGGCCGUGUACCAGAGCUUCGCUUUCGGAUUGUGAAAGCUGGGAUUCCUUUCGAUGCGCACGUGGCAGCGCUUGCAGAACAACGAGCCCCGCCUCCCCAACUCCUGGGCAACUUGGGGCAAAAGACGUUUGAAGAGCAGGAGCGCAUGCUUUUGGAUGAUCUCCUCUAUUGCUUGCAGGGAGUGGAGGGCACCUACAUCCAGAAAACAUCCGGACUCUUUGAGAUUAGCAUCCCAGCUGGAGCAGAUAUCUCCACCGCACAGUUUCUUCAGCAGAUGAUGCCCCUGUGCGACCACCAUGCUUUCGUUGAGACCUUUGUGGAGCAGCACAGCAAGCACGAAUACGGUACAGUGAAUCACGCCUUGUGCUCUGCACUGAAAGAACUGUUGAGGGAGUUUGCUACGAAGGUGAGUGGUUUAGAAAAGUCUUUGCAGAAUGCAGAACUGACUUUGGCAGAACUGUGGUAUCGUUCGCAACCUUCGAUGGACACCUUCGCGCUGCUGCAUCGCAUUACCGCCCAUGUCCUGGGCUUGAAGGGUGGUGCAGUUCUCAAUGGUAUUGAAGAGGUCAUGAUGAAAACUGGUCUCACAACAGCGCAAUCUUUGUGUGAGUUUCUCUUGCAGAAGGCGUCACGACCGUAUUUUGACAUGAUGUCACUCUGGGUCUACGAAGGCCGGCUAGAGGAUCCAUAUGGUGAGUUUUGUGUGUCUGAGAACUUUCGCGCACGCGAUGAGCAGACCAAGCGCACUGGUCCAGCCGCAGAUUUCUGGCAGAAGCAUUUCACGUUGGAUGACAGGGCAGUACCUCAGUUCCUUGCUUCCAGCAGUGAACGCAUUCUUCAUGCUGGAAAGUACCUUCAUGUCUUUUUCUCAGCUUCAUCUGCAACAUCUGCAACACUGCCAGAGCCAAUAGGCGGACGAGUGCCAUUUCAUUAUUCCCGAAGGAGGCGAGACUAUGCUGAGGCCAUCGAUUUAGCAUAUCGUCGUUCAGCCUCGGCACUUUUGAACCUUUUCAUGAAACCGCAACCAGAGGGGCUCGACCUGCCUGGACGCUUAAAGUCUUUGCGAAGCUUUUUCUUCCUUAGCCGAGCUGAUUGGUUUGGCCACUUCCUAGACACUGCGGAACUAGAGCGCCCUGCUGAGGAGGUUCCUUUAACCAGGCUGGAUGGUCUUUUGGAUCUUGCAGUGCGUGCAUCCUCUAUGGCAGCUGACCCCUUUCGAGAAGACAUCUCCUGUGGUUUGCAUUCCUUUCGUGUUGAGGAUGCCUGUCAUCGCAUGAAGGGCUCCCAGGAUGAAGAAAAGGAGGAUGUAUCUGUGGCUGUUUCAACUCCGUCUCUCUUUGGUGGCGAAGGGACCGCUGUGCCCGCGGUACGCAGUUUGACCUUAAAAUACCGAACAAGCUGGCCAUUAUCGAUCCUCUUUUCCAAGACGAUCCUUCUGAAGUACCAAGUGAUUUUCCGACACUUGCUGUACUGUCGCUAUGUUGAGCGCAAGCUUGUGGAAGUAUGGGUUGAUCACCAGUACACGAAGGAAUUGGGAUUGGAUUCCAGCUUCAGUCCAUACUAUUCGCUUCGACAGCGGAUGUUGCAUUUCUGUCGAGAUUAUAUCUACUAUGCCACUGUGGAGGUGCUGGAGCCACAGUCGCAUGAAUUCUUGGCUUCCCUCAGCGGAGCAGAGACCAUUGAUGAUGUUCUGCAUCGCCAUGAGCAAUUCCUGGAAAGCUGCCUGAGGGAGCUCCUCCUCACAGAACAUGAUAAUCUGUACAAACAUUUGUCCAAAGUGCUUCAGACCUGUUUGACAUUUGCCCAGAACCUGCACAAAUUCUCUCAUAUUGGCGGUGAGCCAGUUGAAGAGCCUGAUGAUGGCAAGACUCCGGCAGAAAGAAGGUUGACCAGGGUGAGGCACAGUACACAGAAAUAUCUUGCUCUUCUUUCCCAAAGGCAGUAUUCCAAGAUGAUGGCAAAGUGGAAGACUAUCUUUGAGAGCCAACUGCAAGCUUUCUUGCGACAGAUUCAGCAAGAAUCCAAAGCCCGAUAUGAGCACUUCUUGAAGAACUUAGCAACACGCUUGGAUUACAAUGAGUACUACUCCACGGUUUUGAGCUCACCGACCAUGUUUGCGCCACCUGAGCGGUAA